UUGCCAUUCUUGAAUUCGCAAACGACAUCUAGUAGUAUUAAAUAUAAGUAAAAAGUGUAUGAUAGAGAAAAUGUCAUGUUAUUUUCUUAAUAGGUGAUCAAAUCUCGAUCACUUAUCAAAUUUUGAUUCUCGCAGCCGGAAACGGUCAAUAUGCCCAAAAAAUUCGUUGGUGAAAAUAGCAAAGCUGUCGCUGCUCGGGCGAGAAAAGCAGCGGCAAAAGAGGCUGAGAAUACAAAGAAAGCGCUUGAAGCAGAAGAAAAAGCUUGGCAAGAUGACGAUAAACAAUUAUUGAAAAAAAAACAAAAACAGGAAGAACUUGAAAAGAAACGUCAACAACAAUUAGAAAAAAAAGCAGAAGUGAAAGCUCUACUUGAAAAGGAAAUGGCAAAUAUAAAAGUGGGUGGUAAACAACCUGCAGCUAAAGUAACUAGAGCAGAAAUAGUUGCUGCAACAGAAAAACGGAAUCAAGCAGCAAUGAAAAAAAGAGAAGAAGAAAAACCAAUUGAAGAGAAUUUGAAUAGGUUAACAAUUGAAGGUGAAACUGCUCAUGGUAUAGAUGAAGCUUUAUCUGUUUUAAGUUCAAAAGAAACAGAAAUUGAUCGUCACCCAGAAAAACGUGUAAAGGCUGCAUAUGCUAGUUUUGAAGAAAGAAUGAUGCCUAUUAUUAAAGAACAAAAUCCUACUCUGAGGUUAAGUCAAUUAAAACAAAUAUUAAAAAAGGAAUGGAUGAAAUCUCCGGAAAAUCCACUCAAUCAAAAAUUACUUUUAAAUCGUUGAUAUUAAAUGGUGUUUGACGGAAUAUAAACACGCAUACGACUGAUUAGGUUCGAAAGAACACGUGAAAUGAGACUCAUAAAUGUAAUCAUGAACGAAUCAAAUAUCUGUACACAAUUUUAUUGUAAACGAAUAAGUUAUACUCCCGGUAGAAUACAUAAAAUAAGACUAUAUAAAUCAUCUUUGGUAUAACUUAUACGCUACUACAUAGCCUCUACAUUGUAUAUUACAAUUUCAUUUACAAACAAAUCUUUAAAUCCGAAAAUUCAAAGAAAACAGGUUAACAAUCGUGUACACGUUUUGGCACAGUUACUCUGCAGACUUAUACAACUUUACAGAUACGAGUAUCUUAUCGGUAUUUUUUCAUUUACAAUAUUAGACAAAUAUUUAUAAAAAAAUAAUUAUACGAAAACUUGGUUACUUCAUUUCAAUUGUAUAAAAUAGAAUUCUAUACAAACAAAUUUUCACCAAUGUGAAAUAUAGAUUAUGUACAAUA
This is a messenger RNA of Apis mellifera (honey bee), 1270 nucleotides long. RefSeq names its product coiled-coil domain-containing protein 124. NCBI's taxonomy places the organism in Eukaryota, Metazoa, Arthropoda, Insecta, Hymenoptera, Apidae. The transcript has 4 exons. Gene Ontology annotation, cellular component: nucleus. Gene Ontology annotation, molecular function: transcription coactivator activity. The record is from RefSeq and is a predicted model, not a curated record. The coding region runs from base 151 to 777 and encodes 208 amino acids. Gene Ontology annotation, biological process: transcription by RNA polymerase II.